AUGGGACCUGGAUAUUGGUGGCUUUGCGGUGACGGAAGGGCUAGAAAGAGCUUACCUUUAAGCUGGAAAGGACAUUGUACUAGACGGUAUCUUUCGCCUGGAGCAAGCAUUCACAAAGGUACCUCCCCUCUUACGGGACUUUUAAGAACCCCCUGGAUUCGUUUUAAGAGAGCGGAGAAUCCGUUGGUAAUUCGAGGCACCGGCUUUCCUAGCUUUGUGCGAUGGUUAAUCCCCUCUUUGGGAGUAAGCGAGUUAGAGAAAGCUAUAGUUAAUAUAUCGGCUACUGUCGAAACUCCGGAAAAUUUAACAUUGGAUGCCAUACCAGGAAUACAAUUAGAAGUAGAAUCUUUAAGCAAGGUGGUAAAGCAAAAUCGAAUGGGAUUAGCUAUGCUUUUAGCUGAGGAAGGAGGAUUGUGCCUGGUUAUUAAUCAAACCUGUUGCACCUAUGUAAACCAGAAUAAAAGAAUAGAAACAGAUUUGAAUGAAAUCUGGGAAAAGACCAAGGUGUUACAUCGUGCCCAAGAUGAUACAUCCUGGGGUUUCUCGGAAAUAUGGGAAAAGCUCACCUCUUGGUUACCUAAUUUAGGAUGGCUGAGGCAAUUAUUUGUUACAAUGGUUUGGAUCAUAAUGCUAGGUAUCAUUUUGUGUAUUUUGAUUAGGUGUAGCCUUUGGUGUUGCAGGAGUACGGGAGAUUCUUAUAGUGAAUGGAAAAGGAACCAAUUACGAUGA
Messenger RNA from Opisthocomus hoazin, 729 nucleotides. The record is from RefSeq and is a predicted model, not a curated record. Lineage: Eukaryota; Metazoa; Chordata; Aves; Opisthocomiformes; Opisthocomidae.